Messenger RNA from Toxoplasma gondii ME49, 5544 nucleotides. Its product is annotated as EF hand domain-containing protein. The record is from RefSeq and is a predicted model, not a curated record. Gene Ontology annotation, cellular component: cytoplasm; plasma membrane. The coding region runs from base 1124 to 4966 and encodes 1280 amino acids. NCBI's taxonomy places the organism in Eukaryota, Apicomplexa, Conoidasida, Eucoccidiorida, Sarcocystidae. The transcript has 12 exons. Gene Ontology annotation, biological process: endocytosis; endosomal transport. Gene Ontology annotation, molecular function: calcium ion binding; protein binding.
UUCGGCUUCACACAUCGAUUCCGUUUUCCCGCAACCUCGCGCGAUAUUCCGCAGCGUUUUUCUUGGGGAAUGGCGACCGAAGCAAAAAGGGCAUGUCGGUGCGGGCUGCCGAAAAUGAAUGAAUCGCAGGCGCCGUGAGCCGAGCGUCGCCGGCGUUUCUCCCAGGCGACUUUUCCUUUUUUCGCGGGACACCUCCACGCAGUCCCUUCGACUUUUGCUCUUUUUCCGACGGCUUUUUGGCGUUCUCUGCACAUCCGUUUGGGGCACUCGACACAGACAUUCUCUCCACCUGCGCGAUGUGCAGCCGAGGCAACCCGCUAGGUCGAGUCCGCGAGGCAAAGCUGAAAUUUUGGUGUGACUCGCGUGUGUCUCCAAACACAACUCUUUUUCUCAGAGAAACAAGCGCAUCGUCGCGCGUCUUCGACUGUAGCAAGGGAAACCUGGGGUAUAUUCGAGUGCAGAAAGCUGGAUGCACCGCGUACACAUGUCGGUGCUCUCGACUGGGCCAAACUCCUCGGCAAAAAGAAUCCUUUCUGCUUUUCUGUUUCGUUUCGCUGCCUCCACAUCUCCAGAAGCACCUCCGUCCUGUGUCUGGCCAGUUUUCUGACGUUCCUUCCUCCCCCGCAGUCGCCGUCACUCGCUCGCGGCACCCUCCCUAGCCCCUUGUUUCCUCUCUGUGGGUUUCUUCCGCGUUUGUCCCGUCUCGCGAGGGCGUUGCUGUGUUCCGCCUCUCCCAGUCCUUCGCGAGUCUUCUUGCUUCCUUACUCGCCUUCUGGCUCCUCACACCCCUCAACGUGUACGCAUCCAAACUGUCGCUUUCGCCGUCUCUCCUCGGUCUUUCUCCUGUCUGUCGUCCUCCUUUUCCUUCCUUACCCUUGCAGUGUCUGUAGCUUCGCCCUGCCCCCACCGGGAAGAUUGCCCGUUCAGUUUCGCUGGUCUCUUAGGAUGUCGAAGGUGAGGCCUCAGAGUCUCCCCCUGAGUUUUUGUGCGUGUAACUUCCUCUGUUCUCCACUUCCGUCGCUCUGUUCGCUCCUGCAUGCACUGCCUCCUAUUCCUGCGCAUGUGCAAUUCCUUCUGAGAGUGCCUUUUCUCUCUGUUAUCCACCAUCGCCUCUGACAAGUUCAUGCCCGAGCGGGAGAAAGGUCUCCUUUCUUUCCCUAUCAUGGCAGGUGCGUUUUCGUCCCCGCCCUUCCCUUCUGUUGGGUUUGACUUUGCUUCCUCAGGCCAGGCGUUGCCUGUGCAUGCGUCUUCCCCGCCUCAGGGGCCGCAUGCAUCUCAGCCGUUUCCUUCUUCGUCCUUCGGCAUGGAGCUCGCGUCCUCUGCUCUACCGGUCUUCUCCUCCUCGCCGGGAGGGCCAGGGGAUGUCUCUUCUUCCUUCCUCCCUGCUCUCGCUUCGACCGGCGGACCCGACCCCGCCAGCCUCCUCGCGAGUUCUUCUCUCGGCUCCGCAGCGGCCGCGCCUGCGUCGCCUGCCUUUUUCUCAGCUGCCGGCUCUGCCCUGCCCGCCGAGACCUCGCUCUUUGCCUCGCAACAGCCUCUCUUCCCCUCUGCUUCCCCCUCGUCGGCUCAGCAGCGCCUGGUCCUCACGCCCCAAGAGGUCGAAACCUACAUGCAUCUGUGGCGCGCGGCCGGAGGCUUCGGACCCGAUGCUUCUGCUCCCGUUCUCGAGGGAUCUGUCGCCGCGGCCUUCCUCGAGAGCUCCGGUCUCGACCGCGCCCUCCUGCACGAAAUCUGGCGCCUGGCGGACGCAAAAAACACUGGAAACCUCGAUGUCGAGAGCUUUGCAUGCGCAUGCAGACUCGUCGCGCAUGCGCAGAACGGCAUGCCCGUGUCCGCGGAGGCGAUCUCUGUCGAACCUGCGGCGCUCCCUCAGUUCGCCAGGGCCUCGCUGCAAACAUCCACGCUUCCCUCCACAGCGAGUGGAGUGAAUCCUGAAGCCGGACCCUUUGCAGGUGUCUCCGACCUGUCUCUCGGGAUCGGGCCCGCCGGCGUUGACGGCGGUGCCGCUCCCGAAAACGCCGCCCUCUUCGGCUCGACGCUUACCGGCUCCGUCUCGAGCCCAACUAGCGGCGACCGUAGUGACGCGCUGUACGUGGGGACUCCUGAGGAGUACAGGCGAUACGCGCAAGUUUUCGCAGACACCGAUGGAAACCACGACGGCUACGUGGAGGGGGGUGAUGCCCGGAACGUUUUUACAUCUUCGCUGCUUCCCGACGCGGACUUGGCCGCCAUCUGGGCCCUCGCCGACGUCGACUGUGACGGCCGCCUCACCCUCCAUGAGUUUCUUCUUGCGAUGACUUUGAUUGGAAAAAGGAAGAAGGGAGGCCUCCCCAUCCCCGCGGCGCUCCCCGCCGCUCUUUUCCAGUCCGUCCAGGCUUUCCAGAGUUCCGGGGGCGCGGGGGCCGAGGGCGGUGCCGGGUCCUUCUUCGGAGACACGGGGACACUUGGCCCCUCGGGCCUCGCGACCGCGCCCGCAGGGGGCCUGGGCGCGGGAUUGGAGCCCACGGCGCCGGCGCUGCUGGACGGGCCCGCGGGAGACGGCGGCGGGUCCUGGAGUUCCUUCGGACUCGAGGGGCAGCCGGGCGGCUUCGACAAAGAAAGCGAGGGCCUCGGGGCCCUGUCUCUGUCUCCGCGCGAACAAGAGACUGUCUCCAAGCGAGAGAAGAAGAAGGCCUCCAGCUCCCGCGGCGGCUCCAGAAGCCGGCAGGCCCGGGACAGCGAGGAGGAACGGGGACAGAAGAAGGCGGAGAGCGGAGACGAGGAGACAUCUUUGUCGUUCGGAGACCGAGUGAGUGCAGCAAAGGAGAAGCGCAGCGAAGGCGAAGGCGGCGCUGGCCGCGGGAAGAAGGAGAAGAAGAAGAGUCGACGGUCAGAAGAGACCCUCUUCGAUCACGGAAAAACCGACUCGGACUCCGAACGCCGCGCCCUCCCGUCCCCCGCGGACCUCCGGGAGGAACGGAGAAAACGCAAAGACGAAGAAACUCUUGAGGCGAAGUGGCUAGCCAGACGGAGGGAACGCGUUUCUUCCAAACGCGCAGCCGCGGGUGCGGGCCUCCCUGAGGAAUCGGAGGAAGAGCGGACUCUCGCGCUUCUUGAAAGCGUCGUCGAGACCGACAAGCGUCUGUCGGACAUUCUCCGCGCGGACGUCGAUGGCGACGCCGAAGAAAUCGAGGAAGUCCGCGAACUCCGCAUUUUGCUCGAGGCAGAGCUGCUCGCAGAGAAGAAGGAGCUCGCGCGCCAAAUCGACCGAAAAAGAGACUUUGCUCUCCAACUCGAAGACGAAAAAGUCAAACUCGAACAACUAAAGGAGGAACGGAAAAAGAUUGAGUUCGAGCGAAUUGGCAUCGAGAGAGAUCUUUCCCACUACGUCGAGGAGCUUCUGUUUCUUCGCGGUCAAGUGGAUGACAUGCAGAGAGACAUCGACGCUCUUCACCAGGCGAAUCAGACGCUCGUCGCCACACAUCGCCAUCAGCAAAUUCAGGCCCAGAAUCUCCACGCCACUCGACUGCAAGCGCAGGAACAGCUGAGGGGCGAACGCGAAGCACUACAAAAAGAAGAACGCGAAAUUGCCGAGUUGAAGGCGCUGUUAAGUCGCAUGCGAAGAGAGAAGAGUGAGGCGCAGUCGAGGAACGCCGUGCUCCACGAACGCCUUCGGCAGGCCGACCAAGAUAAGUCCGUCCAAUUCGCAUCCCUGGACGCUGCGCGCCUCCAAGCUGCCGCUGUGAGAGACGAGCGCAUGCAAAUUCUGCAGCAGAAGCAACAAAUUGUCUCCGACUUGAAUCAGCUGGCGCAGCAAACAGUUCUCGAGCUCCAAAGGCCGUCGGCGCGGACGGCCUUGGCAGGCUCAGCCCCCGUCGAAGGCAGGGCCGCGCCUGUGAGGCGCGAUGCGAAGGGCGUCCCUGCAGGAGCAGGCCCCGCAAAUGCCAAUCUCGUUCUCUCCAGUUCUCGUCCUAUCGAGUCGUCCAGUCCGUCGCACUGGACUUUGUUUUCGUCAGUCCCGGCGCGUCCUGCGUCGACCUUUCCCUCGUCUGGCCGACCUCUCGCGUUGCCUCUGCAGGGCGUGAGAGGCCCCGAGGCCGAACGUCGAGGCAUGUCUUCUUUCUCGGAGUACAAACUCAGAGAGGCGACAGAGAGCGGCCGGCUGCCUCACGUCGCGCCGUUCUCUGCGGCGCAUGCAGUUGCUUCUGAUGGUUCUGCGCCGAACGCCGCCGGUCUCGACGCUUACGGAGAGGCGCCUUUCUAUGGAGUUCUCAAGCCCAGGAGUCUGCAUGCAGGCGGUCGUCGCGAAGCCAGCGCCGUGGCGAGAGACCUAGAAACUCGAGGAGUGGAGGGGAUCCUCGGCAUUGAAAGUGUGAAGUCCGACGGAGACAGAAACUAUUCUCGACAUACUAGCGGCGAGUUGGACCGUAGGCGCCAUACCGAUCUUCACUGGUCCUCUGUGGGUCACUCGAGAGCAGGGGCAGGCGUCUCGCGUCGAGGUCUCAGCGAAGCAGGGGCGCACGACGAAAGAGGCCAUAGUCCAGGAUCUUUCGGGAGUGAAGGCGGAUCGCAUUCAGGAGCGUUUCUUUCCUACGAAGGAAGUCGCAUGGAAGAAGAGCGAACAGGAAGUGGACACGACCGAAGUGUAGAGUCCUCAGGCAGUCCUGACCGUUCAGAGAAGAAGGCGGAAAAGAGAAGCGACGAAAAGAAAACGCGCGGAUCGUCUUCGGGGCGUCAUGGCAAAUCGAAGAAAAAGCAUGAAGAAUCGCGUCAGAGAAAUUCCGUCGACGACGGAAGUUUCGGGGCCGACUUCCGAUCUUCUUCAGAUGAGAAGAGAGAAUACCAGAGACAAGACGAAAGAGGGAAAAAGGAAUUCGGAAACGAAAGCUUCGGUGGCGACGAUCCUAUUCUUUCGGGUCUCGACACCCCAUCCUUCGGGGCGCGGCCCGUCGCGGGUUUACGCGGUCUUGCUGCAGCUUCUCUCUGAGACAUGGAGAAAAGAAAUCCCAAUUUCUGACGGCAGACAAGGCUCUGGAGGAGCAGCCUUUGCAGCGGGAAGGCUGGCGUGUAUAGUGGGGAGCAGCGUUUGUGAGAGAAGACGAAAACAGUGUUCUGAAGGCAAUGGCAUUUGUGCGUAGAGAGUGGACGCUGUCAGCCGAGUGCAGCAAGCAUGUCGCAGGCGAGAGCCUUUUUUUCGUUCGAUGUAGACGAAAACGCGGAAGAGAGGAGACAGUGUGCUUCCGUCCGAAAGGAGAGAAGCGUGAAGAGGAUCGAAGGCGAGGCUGUCCACAAGGACUUUGGUCGCAUCGUCUGCCGCGGCUUCUUUCCUCCCUCUGUUUGUGUCUGGAAAAUAGGAUUUGUCUGUUCCUAAAAGUGCAAGCUGGAGGCAGAUGUUUUCGUCGUGACGCAAGAAGUCUUUUACACUCCCGGGAUUCUCUCAAAAAGAACCUUUUCAUGAGGUUUUCCGUAGGUCUCAAGGCGACGAGACGGCAGUCCGCCUGUAUUUAAAUGAAUCGAUAAACGUGACUGGAAGCGAUUCUUUCGCUGCCAAUAACCGGAAUCUGG